AUGUCAAAUAACAAAACUGAUGUCGUUCAUCCAAUCGGUUACAAUACAGGAGAACAACAUAUCGAUAAAUCAGAUACUAAUUCAUCUGGAAGCAAUUUACCACCACAAGCUGGUACAUAUGGUCAACCAGAUAGUCAUAUAUCCGGUCAAGGUGGACCAGAAAUUUUAGGUGGUUCAGCAAGUACACGAAUUCUUGGUCAGUCCGUCGAUGCACAAUUAAAUACAAUGUUACCGCCAAAAAAUGAUAAUAAAUAA
This is a messenger RNA of Adineta steineri, 255 nucleotides long. NCBI's taxonomy places the organism in Eukaryota, Metazoa, Rotifera, Eurotatoria, Adinetida, Adinetidae. The record is from the annotation of a GenBank genome assembly.